Leptopilina boulardi is the source of this 1113-nucleotide messenger RNA. RefSeq names its product piggyBac transposable element-derived protein 4-like. The record is from RefSeq and is a predicted model, not a curated record. The coding region runs from base 1 to 1113 and encodes 370 amino acids. The transcript is spliced from 3 exons. Lineage: Eukaryota; Metazoa; Arthropoda; Insecta; Hymenoptera; Figitidae.
AUGAAUAGAAAAAAACAAACAUAUUCACUUCGUUCGAAUAAAAGUAACGAACAAAACUUUGCUCUACCUGUCAAUCCCGAAAAUUCUGACGUUGACGGGGACAGUGAUUCGUCAGAUGAGAAUGACGAUGAAUCAGAACCCUGUGGCGAAAUCGACUCAGGUUCAAAUUCUGAUUCAGAUUCUCAUUCUGAACCCGAAAGUUGCGAUGAAUCUUUAGAACAAAAUGAGAAUUGCACAUCCACAAGUGGUACAGAAACGAUCUGGACAGAUAUUUGUGCUAAGGAAUUGCAGGCUUGGAUUGGUAUGCAUAUUCUCAUGGGAAUUCAUCAACUUCCAAGACUUCGAGAUUAUUGGAGUUCAGAUUCAGUUUUAAGAGUUGAGGCAAUAUCUAAUGUCAUGACGCGUGACCGUUUCAAACAGAUAACUGCAUCAAUUCAUCUAAACUCUAAUGAUACUAUGCUGCCUAGAGGAAACAUUAAUUAUGAUAAGCUUUAUAAAGUUAGGCCUCUUAUUGAAGUUCUCAAUAAAAAUAUAAAGAAGCAUUAUCGUAACUCGAUGACUGUGGCAGUUGAUGAAUCUAUGAUUUUAUUUAAAGGUCGUUCAACUUUAAAACAGUACAAUCCAAUGAAGCCCAUAAAAAGAGGGUACAAAGUUUGGUGCCUGGCAGCUUCCCAGACAGGUUAUGUCUUGUCUUUUGAGGUUUAUACCGGAAAGUCCGAUUCGAGUGUUUCUUCAGGGUAUACGUUAGGUGAACGGGUUGUUAUUCAGUUAACUGAUCAUUUACGAAACACUGGAAUCUUGGUAGCCUUUGAUAAAUUCUUCACGUCUGUCAAUCUCAUGAAAGAGUUGAAGGCCAAACAAAUUUUUGCGACAAAAGGUUGUGUUGGCGCUAUUAAAUGGAUGGAUUCUAAGCCAGUUACAAUACUGACAACAGUGCAUAAUCCUACUACUGUCACCUUCGUCACUAGGAAGAAUAAAGAUGGCACAAAAAUUUCUGUUCCUUGUCGUGAAGCAAUCUCUGCUUAUAAUAAAUUUAUGGCAGCUGUAGAUCGAUUUGAUCAUUUCAAAGAACGAUAUGGCAUAGGCAGGCGAUCAAAGAAAUGGUGGCAUUGA